Calliphora vicina (urban bluebottle blowfly) is the source of this 2074-nucleotide messenger RNA. Its product is annotated as UDP-glycosyltransferase UGT5-like. Gene Ontology annotation, molecular function: UDP-glycosyltransferase activity. Lineage: Eukaryota; Metazoa; Arthropoda; Insecta; Diptera; Calliphoridae. Bases 386 to 2017 code for a protein of 543 amino acids. The transcript has 3 exons. The record is from RefSeq and is a predicted model, not a curated record.
AGAUAUCUUAAUGAAAUGUUAUACAGUUGUUUUAGUUAAUUUCCGUAACAAACAAUUAAAAAAUCAAAAACACAUGAAAUGUCAUAAGUUCACCUAAUAGUUCAAAAGCCUUGACCAAAAUUGUCAUAGCUGGUAGAACCUAAAGUAGAAAGAAUCUACAAAAUCUUUAAGCAGACACACUUAUGUAUGUUCGUUACACAUCUUAUCAAUAACUGAUAACACCGUCUUACAAGACUAAACAACGUAUAGAGUGUGUCUAUAUUUUACUGAUAAUUUACCCACAAAAUAAAUUGGUCAUUUGCCGCUAAAAACACACAUAAAGUCCACGUUACCGAUAAAGGUUUUCUGUAGUUCUUCACAAGUCGUACGUACGACAACAUCCACCAUGAACCGAAGAAGUUUAGCGGCAUUUAGCAUUUUAUUUACAGUGUGCUUAACAUGGCAAGUAUCACAAGUGAAUGCAGCCAAUAUUUUGGGUAUCUUCACCAGCCACAGUACCUCACAUUUAAUUGUCCACAUGUCGGUGGCUAAAGUUCUGGCAGAAAACGGACACAAUGUGACCAUAGUGGCUUCUCAAGUACCCAAAGUUAAACAUGAUAAAAUAAACAUGAUAAUCAUACCACCCACCGCAGAAGUAGAGGAACUGAUCGGUAAGGCAAUGAAAGGAAUGGCCACACAGAAAACCUCAUUUAUCUCCACCAUAAGUAACUUUUUUGGUUCCUUGAAACCCAUGAUCGAUAUGCAAGCUGACAUGUUGAAGGAUCCCCGCUUUACAGUGCUGUAUGAGAAUCCUGAUACGAAAUUUGAUUUGGUUAUAAUGGGUUAUUUCAUGAACACUUUUGUGCUUGGCAUGGGAGCUAGAUUUAAGGCACCAAUCGCCAUCAGUUGGAUGGGACCACCAAUGAUAAUGAGUGACAUUUUUGUGGGCAAUCCAAGCGAAGUUUCUUAUGUGCCUGAUACCAAUAUGCUUACGAAAGUUGGUGAAAAAAUGACGUUCUUACAACGUCUGCAAAAUUUAGGUAUGAAUUUGUUCCUUAGAUUCAUUAAACAGCUGAUGGAUAUUCGCAUGCGUAAUUUUUACGAAGAACUCUAUCCAACUGAUGGCUCUUUUCCAACUUUGAAAGAUAUGGAAAGAAAUGUUUCAUUGAUAUUUUGCAAUAGCCAUUUUACCGAAGGUCCUGUCAGACCCAAUGUACCAGCUGUUAUUGAAAUUGGUGGUAUUCAAGUUAAGGAUACACCCGAACCCUUGCCAGAGGAUAUUGCUCAAUUCCUUGAUAGUGCCAAUGAAACCGGAGCCAUACUUUUCAGUUUAGGUUCCAAUCUUAAAGGAUCGAGUAUUAAAUCCGAAACGACCACAUAUAUUUUUAAUGUCUUGUCAAAACUAAAACAAAAAGUUGUUUGGAAAUGGGAAGAUUUAGAUAAUACACCUGGAAAAUCCCGCAAUAUACUUUACAAAAAGUGGAUGCCUCAAGAUGACAUUUUGGCACAUCGCAACAUAAAACUGUUCAUUACGCAUGCCGGUAAAGGAGGAGUAGCUGAGGCCCAAUAUCAUGGUGUUCCUAUGGUGGCUUUACCCGUUUUUGCCGACCAGCAUGGUAAUGCUAAGAAAAUGGUAGCCGCGGGCUAUGGCCGUGAUGUGGAAUUGAUGACAUUGACCGAAGAGAGUCUCAAUGAGGCCGUCCUGGAAGUCCUUACUAAUCCACAGUACAAAGAAAAUGUACACAAGUUUUCCAAACUUUAUCGUGAUCGCCCUCUAACAGCCCGAGAAAAUGUUGCCUAUUGGACAGAAUAUGUUAUACGUCAUCAUGGUGCUGCCCAUAUGCAAAGUCCCCUGGUGCAUAUGACUACCAUAGAGAGUCUAAAUUUAGAUGUUUAUUUGUUUAUAUUUAUGGUCCUCUAUAUUAUAUAUAGACUAAUUAAAUUGAUAGUAUUGUUUAUAGCUUGUAAAGUAUGUAAAAAGUGUUCAAAGUCUAGUACAAAGAAGGCGAAGAAAAAUAAAAAGGUUAAGUCGCAAUAAAAUAUUUAUUUAUAUUGUAUAUCGAAUUAUUUUUUAUAAUAAAAUAUUUGUCAUUUA